Messenger RNA from Amoebophrya sp. A120, 3729 nucleotides. The record is from the annotation of a GenBank genome assembly. Lineage: Eukaryota; Dinophyceae; Syndiniales; Amoebophryaceae.
UGAAGGCGAGGGUUUCAUUUGUACCUGGAGAACGUGGUCUGUUCGUGGUGAAUGGCAAAGACAAAAAGACCGCGUCUUGUAGGAGUAAACGAUUAUAUCCUCGCUAUCGCAUCUGCAGGAACUAGUGAAACAGAUUGUGUGUGGUCGCUGCCCCCGUCAUGGCCGUAUUUCCGUGGCCCUCGCGGUGAACAGAACGAUCGUGACUGGAUCAACAAAACGCGAGCAGGGCAGGACGAGUCCUCGGGGGUGCAGCUACUGUUGCUUGUAGACAUUUCGAGGGGUGUUGUUGCAACAAAACGACGGACAGCAUGCAUUUCGGCCUCGGCGGCGCCCCACCACCCGGCCAGGGUCAGCAGGUACCAAUACCAUGCAUGCAGGACACGUGAAUAAUAAUUUUCUUGUUCAUUUAAUGUGAAUGUCUUUCAUGCUCGCCAUGACCACACAGCCAAGCAGCCGAGAAAAAAACUUUUUGGUGCAUUCCCGUGAAGGUUUAUGUUCUUAUUUUGACGUCGCAAGAAAAAGUAAAAGACUUAGAAUCCGGAGGGAUGCGGAAUGACGUGGAGAUUGCACAAAAACCCAUGACACCCACACGACCAUGAGAAUGCACUAUAAUUGACACAAAUCUACUUCAGGGCGGUGCGCCGUACUUCGCGGCGUCUCCUUUUGAGUCCAACCAACCCGGCGGUGUACCUGCCGCGCAGCAAUACCUCCGCAAACCCCUGGCUCAAGUCACUGCCUUUGUGAAUGACAGCAGUUAUUGUAAUGACGCUCGAACUUCCAGUACAGCUAGUUUGCAUGAUGGCCUCAGGCCGAACUGCAUGCUGCGUACGGUGCACUACUUCUCUGGAACCGUGUUUCCCUGCCGAAAAACUUUUUGAUAUUUUGUACUUUUGGUCACAGCCAAUAUCAAUAUAUGAGAAGUUAGUAGCUGCUUCUCGAGAUGAACGCAGGUCGGGACAACGUUUUAGUUCCCUUCCGCCCACGUACAAUUAGCAUGACCUUAGUAUUAUCGACCACGACUAAACUACAAUCCGUUUCUAGUGGCUGAACCCAGGAUUUUCUUACCUUUGACAAAAAACAACCCGCGCCGCCGCAGCCUUUCGCCAUGAACAACAAACCAAUACAGUUGGGGCUUUCAUUCCCCACGUUGAGUCUGAACAAGAAGCCCGCCUUUCCCUCCACGCGGUUGAGCCCGCCGCAACCGGUCGGGGGUGUGGAACAACAGUCCGAAGUCGGCGCAUCUUCCGCUCCCGGCGGCGCGCCGGAAAACCUGUCGCCGGACGUCGGCGCAGAGCAAGUAGGGGUCGUGGCAGGGGGUGAACAGCCGCAGCAGCACUUUCCCACGGCAACCGCCCCAUCCGCAUUCGGCACGCGCCCGAGUUUCCUCCUGAAGACGCCCGCGACGCUACAGGCACCAGUGCUGGGCGGCGGACUAAACCAGCAAAAUCCUAUGGCGGCUGCUGGUACUGUUGGCGGCGGCGCACCGGUCGCCACGAUGGCACCCAUCGGGACGAUGCAGAUAGGAGGCUUUCCGGCGGGACCGGUACGAACUGCAAAAGUAUCGUACUAGUUAGUCAAACCGCAUGAUCAGAAAUUUUAUCGGCAUCAAAAAAGCAACUCGUAGUUGUAAUGCUGAUUGUGCUUGAGAAGGAGGGACGUUUGUCAUGAAAUAAAUGACCGUAAUGCUACUAACGUACGAGUACGAUGCUUUUGCAGAGGAUAACCGGGUCUGAUGAACAAAAGUUUCCUGAUGAACCAGCAGCCCCCGCCACCGCAAGGGCCGCCGAAAAAGCUGAUUGCCCGCGUGAUAUGGAAUGCAAAAGUAUCGUACUCGUAUAAAUGCAUUACAAAUUUCCUCAGCAUGAGGAAGAAGAUUUGUAAUGCAGAUUUGCCUUGGGAACAAGAGUUGUAAUGCAAGACUUGCAUUUAUACGAGUACGAAACUUUUGCAGGGGAUGCGUCAUCAUCGCCGACGACUUCGAGCCGGAUCUGGCACUGGUCGACUCGAACGGCAACGGGGACUCCACCAACGACGACCAACCGCUGGCCCAGGGCGGCACGGGCGGGGCACUGUGCGAGCUCACGUGCGUGGAGUCAUCGGUCGACGUGCAGCUGUUGAACGCCGCGACCAACGAGCCGGUGCAGAACAGCAUCAACCUGCCGGUCCGGUUUCUCAACCUGCACUUGAACAACUGCGCCUACGAGAACGGGAUCGAGAGGCAGGUCGAGGAGAAGGCGCUGCUGAAGUAUCCAGGAAAAAACACCCAUCCCUAUCCAUUUUUUACAUGACAAACAUUACAAAUUAUGCAUGUUUUGCAUGACAAAGUGGAUGGGGAUGGGUGUUUUUUCCUGGAUACGAAGUGUCCGCUCGGGAAGUACGCCGACGUGCCCUCGCUCCGGAUCCAGCUGUGCGUAUGCAUUGCAAAAGUAUCGUUCUCGUAGUAAUUGCAGUCAUCCACCAUUGCAAAUGCAAAUCUCGCUUUUAAAGGCAAAUCCGCAUAUACAAACUUCAUCUGUAAAAAUGCGAAGGAAAUUUGUCAUGCGGCUUCUACUACUAGACUACGAUACUUAAUGCAAUGCAUAGUGCGGCUCCAGUGGCAAGGUGGGGUUUGUGGACCGCGGCCGCGGCGACUCCCCCGCAAAUAACGCGGCACCGGCGGGGCUGCUCGGCGGUACAGCCCACCAGCAGCGCUUCAAGCCGAAAAAGGGCGUAUCACCAGAAAAAAGCGUUACAGGUACACAUUUGUUGGAGUUUCUGCAUCACAAAUUUCCUCUGUGUGGCAGACAAAACUUGUAAUGCAAAGAUCAUAAGGGAAAAUACGUAGGAAACGGAGCUCGCAAGCAUUGCCUGCAUGACAAAGGUUGUCUGUCUUGCGGCUCCUGCAACUCAAUGUGUAACUGUAACACUUUUUUCUUGCGAUAGGGCGAGGGGAUCUUCCAGUACGCGCUGCAUUUCGAGGCGGACGCGGUGGCGGAGGGAACCCCGGAAUCGGACGACAAGGAAUUGUUCCUCGACAUCAAGUGCAUGCUCACGGGCGUCAUCACGGCUAUGAUCCUAGAAAGAUGUUUUCGGAAGUCAACGCGAUGUAGUUGCUGGCGCAUGAAGAUCUUUGAGGGAUCAUGUUCAUGCGGAUGUGCUGCCGCCGCGCAAUGUGUAUAGUUGAAUGCGUUUUCAUAUAUUUCUUUGGGCUACCGCGGCUCCUGUCGUGGACCAUCCUACUUCUAAAAAGUCUAGCGAUAUUAACAUCGAGUUGACUCGUUCGAAGUGAUUUGCUAGGAUACUUCUCUCGAAGCUGGAUGAUACCGACGUGGAGGAGGAGGAAUGAGCUGCAGGAUUGGUCUGUAGUCGUGUUUUUCAGUUCGUCUUUACGCUUUUGCUUCUACUAGGACCUACCCGAGUGCCCUCUUGUCUUCUUUUAUUCGGGCAACACCAGGGCCUCAUCUUCAUGUGUGUUUGUGUCAUAUCCCUGGCGAGGAAGGCUAUCUCGAACCUUCUCUCGCAGGUGGUUCAGUGCAGCUUCUACAUUUGAUCAAUGGCAGAAAAGAUAAAGAGCUCUCAAUUGUAAGAAGUAUAUUCUGCCCUCUGAAACCGAAGACGAGAAAAGCUACACUUUUUCUGCUGCUUAGCAAGCGAGACGUCGCCAGAUAGCAUGCGACGCUCCUUGUUUGUUGCAGUCGGGCAUACUCCGUAUCUAUAGUGCAUUGAGGCGUUGCCUUCUUGUUUGUCCAU